AGGGCAGCCUCAGCGGGCGAGCGGGCGCGCGCGCGCGCACGGCUUCGCGCCAAUGCCAGUGGCAGCCGCGGCCCAGGCCUGGCAGGACGCUGCCGCGGGCGGCCCUGCUCCGCUCUGGGGCCUCUGCGGCGGUGGCGGCUCGGCGGCCUCGGACGCCCCCGCGCAGAUGGCCGGGUUCAGGGGCGGGCGCGGUGCGGCCGCGCCCGGGGGCGCCGCCGCCGCCCUCGUCACGGGCUCCCGGCGCCGGCGGCCCAGCGCGUUCUCCGAGAACCAGGAGACCGUGUGCCCCGAGGGCUUCCGGUGCAUCUCCCGGGUGGGCCGGUUCGGCUACGGGCACAGCGGCAAGGUCAGAAAGGGCCUGGAGAAGGGCGUUCCCGAGUCCGAGUUGAACGACUACGAGUGGGGCUGUCCCGUCCACGGCGUGUGGAAGCCAGACUCGUUCGAGGCGGGCAAGGAGGACGGGCUGUGCCGUGAGGACAGGGACUGCCUCUGUGCCUCUCGCGGCUGGACCGAUGGCUACAGCACGCUGGAGGGUGGCAAGGAGAAGAUAACCGGGAAGUUCGAAUAUCAGCUGGGAACGCCGGCUGGGGGCACAUCCAAAAAGGAUCUCACGUUGACACCGCAUUACCCGAUGCGGAAGAUGCCAGACGAGCCGCUGUUUGACAUUGCGAACCCGCACUCUGAUUUCGGCAAGGUGAGCUGGCUACCGAGAGAGGAGUGGCUCAAGGAGUUCAAGCAACAUGCGCCACGGGUACAACUGGCCAUGGACCAACUUCGAGAUUGGAUAGAUGCCACCAACAAGAAUAAUGUGAAAAACAAAAUCCCACCGGAAACGGGCAAGCCGAUCCUUUGUAUAUCGACCCUAACACCCAAAGACGCGUUUGGUAAGCCGAUCGGUGAGCCAGCGUUUUCAUCGAGCGAGGUGCAGGACGUCGCAGGACGGCUGAGGCGUUUUCAAUCUCUGAUGCACGACUGCAAGAAGUUGAGAGACAACGUGGCCAAGCUUUCGCCCGGAACCAUGUCCGACGACGUCAAGUUUGGCGAGGGUGGGAAUUACCGCGGGAAUCGACUGAAUUGCUAUAAGAAGGACGGCGAGCAGGAGUGUUUGCAGUUGAAUUGCUAUACAGAUGAUGUGGACAUGGCGCUCCGUCAUCGUGUCCGAGACUGGAAGUCGCAGGUCGACGAGUGCGUCUCGGAGGAGCUGUACAAGUUGAAGAUGAGAAAGAAUGAUGGGACCGAGAAGGCCACGGCGACGGCGCAGGCCCCUGGGCAGCCGGCACUGCAGCCGCAGCCGAACCACGUGGCCGAGGCGCACGGCGAGGCCGCAGACGGCGUCGCGGGCGAGGCCCACCGCGCGUCUUGCGGCCCCGUCCUGGCGCUCUGCGCCCUCGCCCGCCCGCGCGGCGCGGCGCGGCCGCGAGCGGGCGCUGCGCGGAGGCCCCGCCCCGCGGCGUCGCGGGCCCGCCACGACGCCGCGGCCUUCCUGUGAGCCUCAGCCGCGCCGCGCCGCGCCGCGCCAGCCGCCCGCGUGGCCAGUCGAGGUGCCGCCAGGGGCCGGGAGCGACAGAA
Prorocentrum cordatum is the source of this 1569-nucleotide messenger RNA. The record is from the annotation of a GenBank genome assembly. Lineage: Eukaryota; Dinophyceae; Prorocentrales; Prorocentraceae.